Messenger RNA from Scylla paramamosain (green mud crab), 3892 nucleotides. RefSeq names its product basic proline-rich protein-like. The coding region runs from base 84 to 1220 and encodes 378 amino acids. The transcript has 2 exons. The record is from RefSeq and is a predicted model, not a curated record. Lineage: Eukaryota; Metazoa; Arthropoda; Malacostraca; Decapoda; Portunidae.
ACCAUCAGCAGCAGAGGAAGAAGAAGGACCACCACCACCACCACCACCAGCAGAGAAGAAGCACCACCAACAGAGGAAGAAGAAUGACCACCACCACCACCAGAGAAGAAGGACCACCACCACCAGCAGAGGAAGAAGGACCACCACCACCAGCAGCAGCAGAGGAAGAAGGACCACCACCACCAGCAGCAGCAGAGGAAGAAGGACCACCACCACCACCAGCAGAGGAAAAAGGACCACCAUCACUAGCAGUAGCAGAAGAAGAAGGACCACCACCACCAGCAAAGGAAGAAGAAAGACCACCACCAGCAGUACCAGAGAAGAAGGACCACCACCAGCAGAAGCAGAGGAAGAAGAAGGACCACCAGCAGCAGCAGCAGAGGAAGAAGGACCACCAACAACAGCAGAGGAAGAAGAGAGGAUCACCACCACCACCAGCAGAGAAGAAGAAGGACCACCACCACCACCAGCAGAAGAAGAAGGACCACCACCUCCAGCAGAGGAAGAAGAAGCACCACCACCAACAGCAGAGGAAGAAGAAGGACCACCACCACCACCUCCAGCAUAGGAAGAAGAAGCACCACCACCAACAGCAGAGGAAGAAGAAGGACCACCACCACCACCAGCAGAGAAGAAGAAGCACCACCAUCACCACCAGCAGCAGAGGAAGAAGAAGGACCAUCGCCACCAACAGCAGAGGAGAGGAAGAAGCAUCACCACCACCACAACCAGCAGGGGAAGAAGAAGCACCACCAUCACCAACAGCAGAGGAAGAAAAAGCACCACCACCACCAACAGCUGAGGAAGAAGAAGGACCACCACCAUCACCAUCACCACCAGCAGAGGAAAAAGAAGGACCACCACCACCAACAGCAGUAGAGGAAGAAGAAGGACCAUCACCACCACCAGCAGCAGAGGAAGAAGAAGGACCACCAGCAGCAGAGGAAGAAAGACCAGCAGCAGCAGAGGAAAAAGUAGCACCACCACCAACAGCAGCAAAGAAUGAAGAAGGACCACCACCACCACAACCAGCAGAGGAAGAAGAAGGACCACCACCACCACAACCAGCAGAGGAAGAAGAAGGACCACCACCACCACCACAACCAGCAGAGGAAGAAGAAGGACCAUCACCAACACCACAAUUAACAGCAGCAGAGGAAGGACCACCACCACCACCACCACCAGAGAGAGAAGAAGCCACCACCAGCAGGAACAAAUGAAGUAAGACCACCACCAGCAGAGGAAGAAGAAGCACCACCACCACAACAAGAGGAAGAAGCACCACCACCACCAGCAACAGAGAAAGAAAGAUCACCACCAGAGGAAGAAGAAGCACCACCACUGCCAGCAGAGAAAUAAAGACCACCAGCAGAGGAAGAAGAACCAGCACCACUAGCACCAGCAGAGGAAGAAGUAGCACCACCACCCGCAGCAGCAGCACCAUCACCACCACCACCACCAGAGGAAGAACCACCACCACCACCACCAGCAGAAGAAGAAGGACCACCACCACCACCACCACCACCACCAGAGGAAGAAGGAUCUCUACAAACAGUAGCAACAGCAGACUGAUCACCACCAGUAGCAAGCAGAGGAAGAAGGAUUACUACCACAAACAACAAAAAAACAGAGGAAGAAGAAGGACCAACCACCACCACCAGCAGAGGAAGAAGAAGCAGCACCACCAAAAUAAGAGGAAGAAGCAGGAGAGGAAGAAGAAGAAGGACCAGCAGCAACAGCUGGAAGAAGAGGAAGAAGAAGCACCAAAACCAGCAGCAGAAGAGGAAGAAAUGCUAAAAACAGCAGCAGAGGAAGAAGAAAAAGGACCACCACCACCACCACCACCAGCAGAGGAAGAAGGACCAGCAGUAACAGCAGCAGCAGAGGAAGAAGGACCACUACCACCACCAGCAGCAACAGAGGAAGAAGAAGGACCACCACCACCACCACCACCAGCAGAGGAAGAAGAAGGACCACCACCACUAUCACCAUCAGAGGACCACUACCACCACCACCACCAGCAGCAGAGGAAGAAGAAGAAGAAGGACCACCACCACCAACAGCAGAGGAAAAAGAAGGACCACCACCACUAUCACCAUCAGAGGAAGAAGAAGGACCACCACCACUAUCACCAUCAGAGGAAGAAGAAGGACCACCACCACCAACAGCAGAGGAAGAAGAAGGACCACCACCACCAGCAGAGAAAGAAGAAGGACCACCACCACCAACAGCAGAGGAAGAAGAAGGACCACCACCACCAACAGCAGAGGAAGAAGAAGCACCACCACUAUCACCAUAAGAGGAAAAAGAAGGACCACCACCACCAGCAGAGGAAGAAGAAGGACCACCACCACCAGCAGCAGAGGAAGAAGAAGGACCACCACCACCAGCAGAAGAAGAAGAAGGACCACCAUUACCAGCAGCAGAGGAAGAAGAAGCACCACCACCACCAGCAGAGGAAGAAGAAGCACCACCACCACCAGCAGAGGAAGCAGCACCACUGAACUGACCCUAACAACUUUAAGCACCACCAAACUGAUGAUGGAUAUGGUUAGUUAGGUGAUCCAUGUAGUUGCCAGGGUCAGGAGAAGGAGGAGGAGGAGGAAGAAGCAGCACCCCCACCAAGAAGAAGAAGAAGAAGAAGAAGAAGAAGAAGAAAAAGAUGAAGAAGCACCACCACCAGCAGCAGAAGAGGAAGAAGGACCACCACCACCAGCUGGGAAAGAAGAAGGACCACUGACCACUGAGGAAGCAGCACCUGAAGAAGAAGAAACACCACCACCACCACCAUCAGUAUCAGAGGAAGAAGCAGCACCAUUGCCACCAGAUGAAGAAGGACCGCCACCACCAGCAGAGGAAGAAGAAGCACCACCACCACCACCACCAGCAGAGGAACCACCAGCGGCAGGGGAAAAAGAAGGACCACAGCCACCAACAGAGGAAGAAGGAGCACCACCACCAGCAGAGGAAGAAGAAGAAGCACCACCACUAUCAGCAGCAGACAAAGAGCAGCAGCAUCAGCAGAGGAAGAAGAAAGAUCACCACUACAAUCAACAGAGGAAGAAGAAGAAGAAAAAAAAGAAAGAAAAGCAACAACACCACCACCAUAGGUAGGACUACCACCACCACCACUGGCAGGGGAAGAAGAAGAAGAAGCACUAUCACCACCAGCAGAGGAAGAAUCAACACCACCACCAGAAGAAGAAGAAGGAGCACUACCACUAUCAAAAGAAGAAGAAGAAGCAGCACCAGAGGAAGAAGGACCACCAGCAAAGGAAGAGGAAGCAGCACCACCACCACCACCAUCACAACCACAACACCCCCAUCAGCAGCAGAAUAAUAAAAAUAAGAAGGACCACCAUCACCAGCAGAGGAAGAACAAGGACCACCACCAGCAACAGCAGAAGAAGAAGAACAAGGAUCACCACCACCAGCAGCAGAGGAAGAAAAAGAAGGACCACCACCACCAUCACUAGAGGAAGAACAAGGACCAGCAGCAGCAAAGGAAGAAGGACCACUACCAGCAGCAGCAGAGGAAGAAGGACAACCACCAGCAGCAGCAGAGGAACAAGGACCACCAGCAGCAGCAGCAGUGGAAGAAGGACCACCACCAGCAGCAGGAGAGGAAGAAGGACCACCACCUACAGCACCAGAGGAAGAAGGACCACCACCUGCAGCACCAGAGGAAGAAGGACCACCACCAGCAGUAGCAGAGUAAGAAGGACCACCACCACCAUCAUCAUCACCAACAGAGGAAGAAGAAGGACCACCACCAGCAGCAGGAGAGGAAGAAGGACCACCACCAGCAGCAGCAGAGGAAGAAGGACCACCACCACCACCAUCACCACCAGCAGAGGAAGAAGAAGGACCACCACCAGCAGCAGCAGAGGAA